AUGGCGAUGGUGGACAAAACGCGCAUUGAACAUCGCGAGGGCGGUAUUGCAUUUGAGCUAUUGGAGUACUGCGUGUCCCAUCCUCUUCUCACCAGUGUACCUGCUCUGCCUACUGUUCUUCCAGAAGCAUACAAUUCAAGAACAUAUGGCUUCAUGUCUUGGAGAAAUCUCUGCAGCCAAAAUCAUCCUGGAUCAACAACCAGUGGCCCCUUCCCAGCCAAGAUGAUGCUCCAACUGUCAAAUUCUUCAUCAACUAUGAGCAUCACAGAUGUGAAUUUGGAUUGUUGGGUCCAAAAUCAAGCUCUUUGCCAGCUGGAAAUGGUCCGAAUUUACAGAUUUGAUCCAGCUGGAAUAUUCCAGUUGGGAUUUUCAACUGGGCAGUCAGCGGAGCGUUCAGUAUUUUUCACCUCUCUUCAAUUUCAUGGAAAGGGGGGAAGGGAAUUCAAACCCACCAAACCACCAACGCAGAUAGGGGAUGAAAAUCCUGGACGCGGCACUGUUCACAGCCGAUUGUUGGUUGUUGUCUAUUCGGGGGAGUCUCCGGCUGGGAAAUCUCUGCAUGGGGAUAUCUCCUUCGGGAGAGUUACUAAUAUGGAAAAUCUCCAAUAG
Messenger RNA from Darwinula stevensoni, 609 nucleotides. The record is from the annotation of a GenBank genome assembly. Lineage: Eukaryota; Metazoa; Arthropoda; Ostracoda; Podocopida; Darwinulidae.